AUGAAAACAAUUCUGGUUACUGGCGGAACAGGAUUAGUUGGAAGCGCAAUCAAACAGGUUGUGGAAACAACUGAAAAGCGCGAAGAAGAACAAUGGGUCUUCAUUGGCAGCAAAGAUUGUGAUCUGGAGAAUAUAGAUGAAACUAGAAAGUUGUUUGAUUCCGUUAAACCAACUCAUGUAAUUCAUCUAGCCGCUAUGGUCGGUGGCCUCUUCCAUAAUUUGGCUCACAACUUGAAGUUUUUCCGUAAGAAUAUGGCUAUCAAUGACAACGUUUUGGCGUUAUGUCACGAGUUCGAUGUCGUGAAAUGCGUCUCGUGUCUAUCAACUUGCAUUUUCCCGGAUAAAACCACUUACCCAAUAGAUGAAAAAAUGGUGCACCUAGGACCACCACAUGAUUCGAACUUUGGAUAUUCGUAUGCUAAGCGAAUGAUUGAUGUCCUCAACAAGGGAUAUGCGCAGGAACAUGGAAGAAAAUAUACCUCCGUCAUUCCAUGUAAUGUUUUUGGUCCACAUGACAACUACAAUCUUCAGGCAGGUCAUGUACUUCCAGCAUUAAUCCACAAGGCAUACGUUGCAAAACGAGAUGACACAUCUCUGGAAGUAUUUGGGUCUGGAAAACCACUUAGACAGUUCAUCUACUCAUUGGAUCUUGCUAGACUUUUCAUUCGAGUAGUGAGAGAGUACGAGGACGUUGAACCAAUUAUUCUAUCCGUUGGUGAAUCAGAUGAAGUAUCUAUUCGCGACGCUGUCUCCGCAGUUGUCAAAGCCAUCGAUUUCACUGGAAACGUGGAAUAUGAUACGUCGAAAGCUGAUGGUCAAUUUAAGAAGACUGCUUCAAACGAAAAGUUGUUGAAACUGUUCCCAGAUUUCAAGUUCACUCCAUUCGAUCAGGCCAUUCAAGAAUCAGUUCAGUGGUUCGUCGAGAACUACGACUCUGCUAGAAAGUGA
Caenorhabditis remanei is the source of this 948-nucleotide messenger RNA. RefSeq lists its product as uncharacterized. The record is from RefSeq and is a predicted model, not a curated record. Gene Ontology annotation, molecular function: GDP-L-fucose synthase activity. Lineage: Eukaryota; Metazoa; Nematoda; Chromadorea; Rhabditida; Rhabditidae. Bases 1 to 948 code for a protein of 315 amino acids. Gene Ontology annotation, biological process: nucleotide-sugar biosynthetic process. The transcript is spliced from 6 exons.